AUUUCAUCAAAUAUAGUUGGUCUUCCGGCAUUAGAUUUGGAAUCAUUCCUAGAUUUUGAGAAGCAAUUGAAAACUGACAUUGAGUUGAUAAAAAAAAUAAAAUGUUUCAUGGCGAUUAACAUCAAAUCUUCUGUGAAAUUAUCUAACAAUAUGACAGUUGUGAUCCCACAAAUCAUGUCAAAAAGUGUUCAAGUUAUGUAUAGUGCUUUUGGAAGGGAAACAAACGGAAUAAAGAAGUUAAAUUUCUCUGCAACAGAAACAUAUAAACACUUGCUAGAAGCACUUACUUCAAAAUUUUUGGAUCUAAAACAUAAAGAAAUUGCUAGCCAAUUGAGUCGCUGGUUUUCAGGUGCAAAGGAUAGGGAAGGCGGGAAAAAAGAAAGAUUGUAUAAAAAAAUUAAAAUGAGUGAAACUGUAUAAUAAUUGAAUGUUCAUUUUUUUUUCUU
Molecule: messenger RNA, 446 nt
Organism: Aphis gossypii (cotton aphid)
Lineage: Eukaryota; Metazoa; Arthropoda; Insecta; Hemiptera; Aphididae
Exons: 3
Source: RefSeq, a predicted model, not a curated record